UCGAAAUUCCCAUAGCAACGAGUACAGAUUACAAUAUGGCGUCCAAAUAGGACGACCAUAACAAACAAAACUAUUUUUGGUCAAUAUCGUAUACAAUUAGUUAUAUUUCUUAUGAAGAAGUAGUACAACCAUCAAAAUGUCACACAGCACUUAUAACAAGCAAUGGACAGAAGCACAGUCGGCUCUUAUGGACCUGCUGGUCCAGGAAAUGCCUGCCGAACCCCAGAAGCCAGAACGGGAUCGUCUUGCAGCGUUCCAGUUGCUGGCAACUAUGUACAUCAAGUACAUACAAAUAUUCCGGCGGCUUGAAAUGUGCUAUGAUCAGAUUGUCCACCCACAGAAGCGAAGGGUCCUUCGACAUGUCCUAGACGGGACCAUGGGUAGAAUCCUUGAGUUGAAACAUGAGAUGGUCAACUUGGAGUUCUCAGAGUACCAUUACUUUGAUGAUGUUCUGUCGGAUUUGAAGUUAACACCCAAUGAUGUAGAGAUCCCUAUUCCGAAGUACUUUAUCAAUGAGAGAAUGGAAGCAUUGAAAGAGAGGGAAAAACUUCUCGGUCAGAUCCUCACCAAACUUGGUCCACAGGAUAAAGAUACGAAAGAAGACGUGAAGAUGUCAUUCGAAGAAGCGAUCCGAUUGGUACAGAUUCAUGAGCGUGCACGACAAGGUCGGCUCCGUGCCAAAUUCAUGAAGGAGAUCAGAAGACAGGAAGAGAGUGAGAGAGAGGCUGCACGACGAGGCGCUCCGACUCUUGACCAUGACGUGGCUGCAUCGAGGAUCCAGAAGGUCUGGAAGGGAUUUUACCAGCGUAGGAAGACGAGGAAAGAAAGAGAGGAGGAGAUGAUCUUUAUUGGAAUGGCUCCGCCCAGUAUGCCUUCAAGUGUAAAGAACACCCCUCAGGCGUUGGCCAAUAAGACCGAGCAACAGCGCCGUCUUACACAGAAAAUGCAUGAGAACGAGUACCAGCAAGCCUUGGUUACGAUGAAGGACAAGAUUCGGGAGACGGAGGGACCGGACGUGAAGGAAACCAUGAUGGACCAAAUCAGACAGUGGUUUAUUGAAUGCAGGGACGCAACAGGAAAGUUUCCAGAAUACCCUGAUGAAGAUGACGGAGGAUCUGCGGCUAUCUUCAAACAAAAAGAUCCUGCUGAGGUUGAGGCUGAACUUGCUGGAAAGGAGGAUGGCAAGAAAGGGAAGAAAGAAAAGAAAGGCAAGAAAAAGAAGGACAAGAAGGAAAAAGGAAAGAAGGGAAAAAAAGGAAAGAAAGGGAAAGGAAAGGGUGGUGAUGAUGAGGAGGAAGAAGAGGGCUGGAAGAUGGCCCCUUCUAGCUUCGUACCAGCUGUCAACGAUGGGACGGACACCUUCAAAGGUGUCUGGCAGACAAGAAACGAAGCUGAUAAUUUCCCGCAGAAGCAUGAUGUGGAACUGAUUAAGGAAGAGAAACGAAAGGAGGUAGAAGAGGAAAUUCGUGUACAAGUGGAUGAACUCAUGAGGACUGAGCUGAAAAAUCUUAAAGCUGCUGUUGACCGUGACAAGGGAGGUAAGAAGAAGAAGAAGUCGGGCAAAAAGAAGAAGAAGAAGAAGAAGAGUGGAAAGAAGGGCAAGAAGAAGAAGAAGGAGAAGGAUUUAACCCCGGACCGGACUAUUGAAUCUCUCUAUGAGGAGCUAGUGAUGCAGGGAAUCAUUGUUCGGAGCCCUCUGCUAAAGCUGGCUGAUUUUGAGGGCGAGUACAGCUACCUUGGAACCACUCUGCGACAGGCGAACAUUGAACCAAUGCCUUCACUGAGUGAUGUCCGUAGGCUGGUGACGGAGUUUGGAAUCCUUCCACUGGGGUCUCCUGCAGUCCAUGAGCAAGCUCCACUGACCAAGUCCAUUCUUCUAGCUGGUCCACGUGGCUCAGGGAAAAAGAUGCUUGUGCAUGCCAUUUGCAACGAGACUGGGGCUAAUCUAUUUGACCUUUCACCAGCAAAUCUUGUCGGGAAAUACCCGGGGAAGGAUGGCCUAAAAAUGUUAAUGCAUCUUAUAUUUAAGGUUGGCAGAGCCCUUCAGCCUACUGUAUUUUAUGUUGGCGACUGCGAGAAAAUGUUUAAGAAAAAGAUCCCCAAAACAGACCCAACUGAUCCAAAACGUCUUAAGAAAGAAUUGCCUAAAGCCCUGAAAACAAUAAAAUCGGAUGAUCGCCUACUGCUAAUCGGAACAUCGAGAUGCCCGUUUGACGGUGAAAUGAAGCCACUUGUUGGAUGUUACCAGAGACUAAUUCUUAUUCCAAGGCCAGAUUAUGCUUCCAGGCAUUUGCUGUGGCGUAGAUUGAUCAUCAAAAACAAUGGGAUGAUCACCAACAGUCUUGAUGUCAGCUCGCUGGCUAAAGUGACUGACGGUUACACGCCGGGCCACAUGCAGACAGCCAUUGGCCAGGUCCUGACAGACAGGCGAAUCCAGCAGCUUUCCAAACGCCCAAUGCAGGCUGUAGAGUUUAUCGCCCCAUUGGCCAGAAUUGACCCAAUUUACAAAGAAGAGGAGGAGGCAUUUAAGGGCUGGUAUGCCAAAACUCCUCUUGGCAAAAAGCGUGCCAAGGCCGCUCAAGGUGAUGAUGAAGAAGGUGGGGGUGGUAAAGGCGGCAAGGGGAAAAAGGGCAAAAAGGGAAAGAAAGGAAAGAAGGGAAAGAAAAAGAAGAAAUAAACAUUAUACGUUUGUUCAUUGUACUUAAGCAAAACUCAAUAAAACAAAUAAAAUUAAAUAAAGAAAAGACACUUAAAUCUAUGCAGAUCAUUUGUGUUUGUAUUUUAAUAGGAAAAAAACUGCUGAUGACACUAGUAUUGUAGAAAUAUGCAAAUGAAACAUUAUCCACAUCCUGUUAGGGUGAAGUUCCAUCAAAAUAUUCCUAUUUGCAGUAUUUUGUUGUUUAUGCCAUGAAUAUUCAAAAUAAUGCUGUUUAUGUGAGUUUUAGAGACUGAAAGUUAAAAAUAUAAUUAUGUGUGUGCAUUUACAUGCUGUACAAUAUUCUUGAACAUGUUACACUUACCUUAAUUAUAAGCGUUGGUAAAUAAAGUAAUAUGCACUUUCCUAUUAUAAAUAAUUGCUAAAUAAUUACUUUGAUUAACAUACAGCUGUUUUUAAAUUGGGUUUAAUACAAAGUUUCUCUAAGGUUAUUGUUUAUUAAUCUGUGAUAAUAUAUUCUACCCGUCCAAGUUUAUUUAUUGACAGUGUUAUUGGUAAAUGACAGUGUUAUUGGUAAAUGACAGUGAUAUUGGUAAAUAAAUGUUGAAAUU
Messenger RNA from Mya arenaria, 3267 nucleotides. RefSeq names its product dynein regulatory complex protein 11-like. The coding region runs from base 137 to 2677 and encodes 846 amino acids. NCBI's taxonomy places the organism in Eukaryota, Metazoa, Mollusca, Bivalvia, Myida, Myidae. The record is from RefSeq and is a predicted model, not a curated record. The transcript has 18 exons. Gene Ontology annotation, molecular function: ATP hydrolysis activity; protein binding; ATP binding.